Schistosoma bovis is the source of this 665-nucleotide messenger RNA. Lineage: Eukaryota; Metazoa; Platyhelminthes; Trematoda; Strigeidida; Schistosomatidae. The record is from the annotation of a GenBank genome assembly.
AGGAAUGGGAUAAAACAGUCCCGGUAAGUAAAAAAACUCUUCCAUUCAGUAAUUUUUAAAGCUAAGUUGGUUUGUCUAUGAUUCGCCAGCACAUGUUCAAAAUUGAAUGAUAACCGCUUGUUGAGUUUCUGAAAAAUAAACUUGGCUACAGAAAGUCCUAAUGUUUUACGUUUAGAAAUAUGGUUGAACAAUUAACACAAUCACAGGUUGCGUAUAUUUUUGGUUGGAUAUAUUACGGUUAAGAGUAGUACUAUAGUUAUAAAUUAAUGAAUUUUGGCCUCAGAACAAUACUGAAUUUCAAAUACUUGCAUGAAUCCUACAAUGCGCGCGUUUCUUCUAACAAAUCUUGGAGAAAAAGAUGGAGAGAUAUUUUGGAAGGUGAAAGCUGUUGGAAUCAGAUAACAGACUUUCCUGCGGAAUUGAGUGGUCGUGUUUUCAACCAACCUGUGAUGUUUGUUGCAGCAAGCGAUGGAAAGUAUUUAGAACGAUCAGAUUUACCAUCUGUACGCAAAUAUUUCCCUCAAGCAAAAAUUGUUCAGAUUGCUAACACCGGUCAUUGGGUUCACUUUGACGCUCCAAAUACAGUGACCAAUUUGAUUACAUCUUUCGUGUUAGAUAAAUCAUUUGAUCCUACCUCAUUUGCAGAUGUUAAAGAGAUUAAAUAA